This is a messenger RNA of Effrenium voratum, 656 nucleotides long. The record is from the annotation of a GenBank genome assembly. NCBI's taxonomy places the organism in Eukaryota, Dinophyceae, Suessiales, Symbiodiniaceae.
AGCUUUCGACGCUUUCGGCCAUGGCUCACAGGGUCUGAGUGCUUCGGCCCAAGCGACAAGGCCAUGUUCGCAACGCUGCCCGGGUUUGAGGAGCGGCCAGGUAGCUACCAGGGCACCUUCAUGUUUUCGACAGGCGAUAUGUUCUGUGGCUUGCUGAACGUUUGUGGGCGCCCUUCCGGAAAAGGAGUGCUGUACUACGCGGAGUCUGGCGAGUGCGAUGUGAGCAUCUUCAACGAGCAGCUGCUGCAAAAAGGGGAAGGCGUCAGAUACUCCAAGGACCGCGAGGUCGCUUACAGGCUCUUCGACGGCCAGGCGGAGGGCGGCACCUUGGACCUCGAGGAGGCGCUGGAGAUCACCGGGCUCCAGGAGACCCCGGCGCUGCGCUCCUACGACAUCACGAAAACCGCCACCGGGUUGGACCCUGCGCGACUCAAGCAGACCAAGGCCUGGUUCGCCUACCGGAAGCUGGCGGGCCUCCCUCUGGACGAACAGCCCUCGGGUCCCAGCCCGUACGUGCCCAUGUUCAGGUCUUGAGAGUUUGCGAGGGCCAAGAGCGAUUUCACUCUUCCGACCCAGAGGGGUCUAUGAGAAUGGCCCUGGAGGGCCCCAACUGAUCAGAAUUGAAGUGCAACGGGGUUUCUUGUUUUAGUUUGCAC